CCUCCCUCCUCUCCCCUCUCCUCCUGUGGCGCUGGGGCCCCAAGUCUCUGAAAUCUAAGCGCGAGGCCCUUUCAAGGGCAGAUCUGGAACCCCUCGGCUCGAGACCCUGUUUUGCGGCGGCUUCUGACGCACCGCACGCCCCCUGCCUGCCACCACCAGCGCCGCGCCCUACGGACGAUGGCGCGCCUCAACGUAGCGGUCCUGGUCACCUCGUUGGCCACGCUGGCCCAGCGGGCGACCAGCGACCUGCCGGUGCAUUGCCUGCGGCACCAGGUAGAGGGCGAGUGGAAUUUCGUGCUCGGCGAGGCCUCCAGCAAGCGGUCGUCCUGCGGGCACGCGCAUCCGGACACGGAGGACGCACAGCCCUCUCGCGACGUGAUGAGGAACGGGACCUCGAGGCUCAUCGAGCUGCGCAGCCCGAACCUCGUCAGGACGAAGGAGGGCCAGCGCGGAACCUGGACGAUGGUGUACGACGAGGGCUUCGAGGUGAAGGUUGGCGACCACACCUUCUUCGCCUUCUCGAACUUCACUUUCCAGCGGGACGCGGUGACGCACGAGAAGAAGAACUUCUCGCACUGCGGCGACACCAUGGUGGGCUGGUUCCAUAACCUGGACCGCACCGAGUUCGGCUGCUACUUCGCGACGAAGGUGCAGCCGGAGGCCCCAGUUCCGCUGCCGGCCUCGAAGUCGGCGGCGUCGAGGUCGGCACAGGACAAGACGAUGACCCACACGGCCAUGACGCAGAAGGUGGCGAGGCUGAACGCCCGGCUCAACAUGCUGCAGCUCGGCUGGAAGGCGGGCGUCGUGAGGAAGUGGAUCGGGAAGACCGUGCGCGAGAUCAACGGCUACGCAGGGAUCCGGCGCCUGGCGCCGGCGCGCGAGCUCCACCGCGACAUGAUGCUGCAGGCCACCGCGGGGCGCAGGCACUCGCGCCCGAGCUUCCUGCAGCGCUCGCGCCCGGCCGCGCUGCCCUCGUCGUGGGACUGGAGUAACGCCACGGACGGCACGGACUGGCUGGAGCCCGUGAUGGACCAGAGCGACUGCGGCAGCUGCUACGCGGCCUCCACGAUGCGCAUGCUGAGCACCAGGCACAAGAUCCGGCAGAACAACGCCAGCGUGCUCCCCUGGUCGAUCAACAUGCCCCUCUUCUGCGGCGAGUACAACCAGGGCUGCAAGGGGGGCUACCCCUUCCUGAUGAGCAAGUGGUCCUCGGACGUGGGCCUGGUGCCCGCCACGUGCAUGCGCUACGACACCGCUGGCACCUGCAAGCUGGAGUGUGACCUGGACAAGCUGGAGGGCAAGCGGUACAGGGCGGACAACUACCGCUACGUCGGGUCCUUCUACGGGAACGCCAGCACCGAGGCCAUCAUGGAGGAGCUCUACCAUAACGGCCCCAUGGUCGUGAGUUUCGAGCCGGCCGAGGACUCGGAGGGCGCCAAUUUUACAUGUACACCAGAUCGGUGUAGUUAUACGCCUUCUUUACAAGAGGAGGGUGUAUAUACCAGUCCUGGUUUCAGAUUGGUGUAAGUGUAUGGUGUAUAGCUGUCACACUCCUGAGGACUUCAUGUACUACUCCGAUGGCGUCUACAAGUCCGAGGGCCUCCACAACCAGACCGAGAAGCCCGAGUGGGAGAAGGUCGACCACGCCGUGCUGCUCGUCGGCUACGGCGAGGACAAUGGCACCCCCUACUGGCGCAUCCAGAACAGCUGGGGCCCUGACUGGGGCGAGGACGGCUUCUUCCGCAUGCUGCGCGGCAAGGACGAGUCCGGCAUCGAGUCCAUCGCGGUGGCCGCCGAUGUCGUCGAGGACCCCCACAACGGGAGGCACGUCAAGGACUUCUUUGACAGCCUCGAGCAGAAGAAUAAGAAGAAGACCGCGUGAGCGGCGCCGCCUGCGGCGGGUUCCGCCGCAGAGCAUUGCCGUCGGCGCCCCCCCGCCCGCGCGUGAGCCAGACCAUGAGCUGGAGCGCCCGCGCGCGCGGCUGGGCGCGAAUCGUCUGUGAGCGCGACCGCAUCGGGGGACGCCAGCCGUUCAGACCUCGAUCGCCACAUGAAGUUCCCCG
Messenger RNA from Prorocentrum cordatum, 2063 nucleotides. The record is from the annotation of a GenBank genome assembly. NCBI's taxonomy places the organism in Eukaryota, Dinophyceae, Prorocentrales, Prorocentraceae.